UUGGCACGCUUUCAGUCUGGAAGCAUAUUGGAGCAGCGCAUUAUGACAGUGCGUCCGCGUCCUCGACACGCUUGGGGAGCCACGGGACGCGAGCCGCGCUCAAUCCCCGACAGUAGAUGGCAGCAGCCCAAGAAAGCUGAUCCUGUCGGGUUCACCACUACUCUGCCUCUCAGUUGUGCAGCAGCACUCGGAGUGGAGGCAGCGGUGGUUUGAGGGACGUCCAAUGAAACAGAAGAGCCGCCAGCUGCUCCUUUCGACUUUUACGCGUAGCCUGUCCUCCGCACCCGGAGACAGCACGUUCUGAAACCGCCAUGGAAGACAAAUCCAAUUCGUUCUCGAGCAACAAAGAGGAGAAAGCGGAUGGGAAUAAUGUGUUCCAGAGGCAAGACUCGAUCUUGAAGAACAGCAUGGGGAGCCAGAACAUGAAAGACCACGGCAAUUCAGUGGGUGCAAAGGGGGACCGGGAAGAAGCCAUGGUCGGGUUUGACGAUAUAGACGCCGCGUCCAGGCAACACGGGUUCAUGCAGCGGCAAUUUGGAGCCAUGAUGCAGCCCGGGGUGAAUAAGUUCUCCUUGCGGAUGUUCGGGAGUCAGAAAGCCGUGGAGAAAGAGCAGGAGAGAGUGCAGACGGCUGGAUAUUGGAUCAUUCACCCCUAUAGUGAUUUUAGGUUCUACUGGGACUUGAUAAUGCUCAUCAUGAUGAUGGGGAAUCUAAUCAUCAUUCCUGUGGGAAUUACCUUCUUUUCCGAGCAAACUACCACCAGCUGGCUCAUCUUCAACGUGGCCUCGGACACCAUCUUCCUGGUGGACCUGGUCAUGAACUUCAGAACUGGAAUUGUGAAUGAGGAGAGCUCGGAGAUCAUCCUGGACCCAAAGGUCAUUAAGAUGAACUACCUGAAGAGUUGGUUCGUGGUAGACUUCCUGUCCUCCAUCCCGGUGGAUUAUAUCUUUCUAAUAGUAGAGAAAGGCUUUGAUUCGGAGGUCUACAAGACGGCCCGAGCACUGCGUAUUGUACGCUUCACCAAAAUCCUCAGCUUGCUCCGUCUUCUCAGGCUUUCACGCCUCAUCAGAUACAUCCACCAGUGGGAGGAGAUUUUUCAUAUGACAUAUGACCUGGCGAGUGCAGUGGUAAGAAUCUUUAACCUGAUUGGCAUGAUGUUGUUGCUGUGUCACUGGGAUGGAUGCCUGCAGUUUCUGGUGCCUCUCCUGCAAGACUUCCCUCCUGAUUGCUGGGUGUCGUUAAAUGGUAUGGUUAACGACUCCUGGGGAAAGCAGUACUCUUACGCCCUAUUCAAGGCCAUGAGUCACAUGUUGUGUAUCGGGUAUGGAGCCAGAGCGCCCGUCAGCAUGUCAGACCUUUGGAUCACCAUGCUAAGUAUGAUUGUGGGCGCCACCUGUUACGCAAUGUUCGUGGGUCACGCCACAGCCCUCAUCCAGUCUCUGGACUCGUCUCGACGACAGUACCAAGAGAAGUACAAGCAAGUGGAGCAGUACAUGUCCUUCCACAAGCUGCCGGCUGACAUGCGGCAGAAAAUCCACGAUUACUAUGAGCAUCGCUACCAGGGAAAGAUCUUCGAUGAGGACAGCAUCCUUAACGAGCUCAACGACCCACUCAAAGAGGUGAGACACAAAUAUCUCAUAGUAGUACUGACCCAGGAGGCCCGAGAGGAGGGCAGGUUGAUUGGACGCUCUUUGGUCAGGAAACGUGUGAUAUGUUCAAUUCAUCUGUUUCCCGCAGAGAUCUGCCUGUUGACGAAAGGUCGUCGUACAGCUAGCGUCCGUUCUGACACCUACUGCCGACUUUUCUCGCUGUCCGUGGACCAUUUCAACGAAGUCUUGGAGGAAUAUCCCAUGAUGCGCCGCGCUUUUGAAACCGUGGCUAUCGACCGCUUGGACCGCAUCGGAAAGAAGAACUCUCUCCUGCUCCAGAAAUUCCAGAAGGAUCUGAACGCUGGCGUCUUCAACACUCAGGAGAACGAGCUGCUGAAGCAGAUCAUCCGGCAGGACCGAGAGAUGGUGAUGAUGGUGGAUCGGAAGCAAUCGAUCACGGGGAUGAACUCCACGCCGAUGUCUGGAAACUCCAUCAUUAACUCUCCCGCCCAGCCACCGUUCAGUACAGCAACUGCCAUUCUUGGGAUCAACCAAUUACAGCAGCAGACCGCCCCACUAAGCUACAGCACCUCCGCUACUAUAACCCCGUCAGGCCGUGUGCCGCCCUCACAGGGCGUCACGUUUUCGGCACCGAGUGUUUCUCACGGCAACUUGAGCACCUCUUCCCCAAACCCCACUAUGCCCUUGCAGCAGCCAGCAGGGGCGAUUAUGUCUCCUUGUUCGUUCACCACAUCCAUUUGCAGUCCCCCAGUGCAAACCCCUAUGGCCAGCCGAACAUUCCAGUACGGAUCGCCGACGGCCUCCCAACUGUCCCUUGUACAGCAACCCUUACCCCAGCAGCCCUCGCCUGCCUCCAUACCACAACAACCGCCGCAACAACAGCCACAGCAAUCGCAAGCGGCGUCUCCUCAGAGGAGCGAUGUCCACAAAAGCGCACAGGCACUCCAGUCAGGUAGCCUGAGCAAGGACUUACGCCACCUCUCUGCCUCGCAGCCGUCAUUGCCCCAUGAAACCUCAUUGGCUGCCCGGGCACAUCCCAUAUCAGGCGAAUCACUCGCUUCCAUUCAGCCGCCCAUUGGAUCAGUGGCAGGCGUCCAGGCCCCAGGCUCCGUCCUGCAAAGCGGCAUCCGCACCAACGUUCCACAGAGGGUCGCCCUUUUCCGGCAGAUGUCAUCGGGCGCAUUACCACCGGUGCGCACGGCGCCCUCUAGCGCUCAGCACAGGGAUUCCACGGGCUCCAGGAGAGAGUCGGCAGUCUUAAGCAGUACAGAGACGGAACAAGACAAGAUGCGGUUCGCAUCGAAUUUAUGAUCCCAUUUUACUUUUUUUCCAUGUUCAUUUUUUUAAAAGAUAUUUUUACGGAGAGACUAAAAAAAUGGGGAAAAGACUUGUAUUUUUUUCCCUCCAACUUCCUCUGAGAAAAAAUAACAACCUCAUAGCUAUCCUGUACAGAAUUUCCUUAUACUAUAUUUUAGACACAUUUCCCCUUCAACAUAAGAAUGUAUAUUAUACAAACAUAUAUGUGCAAAUCCAACUAGAAUAUUUGGCAUUGACCAUGAGAAAAGAAAAAAAAACUCUAGUAUAAACACAAGUCUUCCUCUCUAACAUAUGUGACUAUAAUGUGUCUGAAGAUGUUCUUUUCUGUUGAUGUUUUCCUUACAGUUUGGAUUUUUCAUUAUUGUUUUUGUUAAUGGAAUGCUUUUGAAUGCGUUUUAUUUACCAUUUUUGUUCUCGACGAGGUGGUGACAAAACAAGUCCAGCAUUCAGCAGCUUUUGGCAUCACUGUGGAAAAUGUUUGCGCAAAUCGAACCUGGGAAUUACUGAAAUGUUUAAAAAGCACAUCUCAAACUUUUAGCAGCUGGAAAAAAUAUAUAUAUUAUCAGAAAAUGCUCAGAGCAUCAAAUCAAGGUGCAGUUUCGAUCUCUGCAAUACUUUGUGUUGUGCAGUAAUUGCGUUGUGUUUCAAGGCAGCAUUUGUGCAUUAAAGGGAAUGUAUUUUUUCUGUUUUUUUAUUUUAAUUUAGUUUAUUUUUACAAAGGAUGUGUAGUCAAAUUGGAUGGUUUUAUUUUCUGUUUAAAUCAGAUACAGAAAAUAAAACCAUCCAAUUUGACUACAAUGAUUUAAGAACGAGACGGACAUUAUGAAAUGUCACUUAACGACUGUACAUUUACAAUAUUUAUAAAACUAAAGAUUAUCACCAUUAUGCAAUAGACUGUGAUAUAAAGAUUACCUAUAUGUGUGUUGUACAUAGUUUUGUAGAACUAGUAUUUACAAAAGUAAUGUGUGGUGCAUUUCUCAAACAUGGCAAUGUCUUAUCUCUGUCAGCCACCUGGGUAAUGCCUAUAUAUGCGCAUAUAUAUAUAUAUGCACAUAUAUAUGUAUAUACACAAAUGGUAAUAACAUUCAUUAGAGAUAAGAAAACCUUAAUGCAAAUAAUAGCAUUACACAGUAGGUAGUACUAAAGACAAUAUCUGUAUUCAAAAAUAUCAUGCUGGUCAAAUAUAAAGGUAUAUGAGUGAUUACAGUGGCACGACACCACUGCAGUGGGGGGGGGGGGGGGGGGGAGGAGAUUAUGCAUCUUCAUCAUCAUCAUCAGUAAAGCUUAAUGCAUUUAGCCUACUUUACAUCAUCAUUUAUGUUUUACAAUCCCUAAAUGGAAAUCAAAUGAUUUGAUCAUUUCCUGCACUGAUGUAACACAAGGAAGCCAUUGGCUGUCUGCAUACAUCGAUAAAAGCUUUGUUAUAAUAGUUUCAUAUUAAUAGUGUUUUUCUCAUAGAUCAGUAUUAAUGGAUGUACGCACUACUCCAACUUCAUAAUAGUACAUAGACGUAGAUGUUCUCGUUAUGCUUUUUCUUUUAUUAUCGCAUUUAAAGACUGUGAAAAACAUUCAAACUUAACACAUGUAUGUAUU
This is a messenger RNA of Sinocyclocheilus grahami, 4520 nucleotides long. RefSeq names its product hyperpolarization activated cyclic nucleotide-gated potassium channel 1 (gene hcn1). NCBI's taxonomy places the organism in Eukaryota, Metazoa, Chordata, Actinopteri, Cypriniformes, Cyprinidae. The record is from RefSeq and is a predicted model, not a curated record. Gene Ontology annotation, cellular component: dendrite; HCN channel complex; axon. Gene Ontology annotation, molecular function: voltage-gated potassium channel activity. The transcript has 8 exons. The coding region runs from base 312 to 2921 and encodes 869 amino acids. Gene Ontology annotation, biological process: sodium ion transmembrane transport; potassium ion transmembrane transport; regulation of membrane depolarization.